This is a messenger RNA of Cynoglossus semilaevis (tongue sole), 1912 nucleotides long. RefSeq lists its product as uncharacterized. The coding region runs from base 398 to 1111 and encodes 237 amino acids. Gene Ontology annotation, molecular function: tumor necrosis factor receptor binding. Gene Ontology annotation, biological process: immune response. The transcript has 4 exons. The record is from RefSeq and is a predicted model, not a curated record. Gene Ontology annotation, cellular component: membrane. NCBI's taxonomy places the organism in Eukaryota, Metazoa, Chordata, Actinopteri, Pleuronectiformes, Cynoglossidae.
CCUUGUGGUUCUGUGCAAUGAAAAUUAAAUAAAGUGUAACCCUAAGUCUUUGUACUUGCACAGUUGUACACAGAUAUAGAGGUAUAUUUUUGGUUGCCUCAAUAUCCCAGUCAGUUCAAGAUAAGAUCUUGGUCGUGAUCCGUGAUCCACCCCACACCUCACCCCCCACCCCCAAUACGUCAUGGUGCGUUUUUUUAAUAAAAAAAAAAAAAACAACCCAAAAAUCAACCCCACUCAGAUGCACUACGGCUCCACCUCUCCCUCCGCCAACAACAGUGACAAGAUGAGGUAAUCCCUGGAUGAGGGCUUUAAAAGGCGAGUCAGUAUCCCUUGCUCUUAACGCUCUCAUCACUUCUGCAAAUUCUUGUGUAAGCAGUCUACAAAGGCUCUGAUUGCAAUGGGCCACAAACCAGCAGAGGCUGUUACCAGGAAUGCAGUGGUGAACAUGACAUGUGUAGAGGAACCGGCUCUGAUUCUCAUCAGACAUUGUCAGGACAUGAAGAAGCAGGAGACUCGACUCAGAUUUAUCACCCUUCUGCUGCUGCUGGGCUGUGGAUCACUGUUCCUCUACAUCAGCUGUGCUGUGCUCUGGUUCCACAGAGAGCCUGCUGGUACUGAGCACACGACCACUGGUGUGCGGAGCUCAGCCUAUUCCAGACAGGAAGGCCCCCCCGAAACCCAGGUCUCUAAUAGAGAAAAUAGGCCAUUCCACAUCUACCUACAGUCUGUACCUUUCAAAUGUACGAAGGGUAUGCACGACCUGGAAUGGAACGAAGACUGCAGUCCGACGUACGACAGCCAAAGACGAGCCAUCAAGAUCCCUUACGCAGGAGCCUACUUCAUUUACACCAGAGUCAUGUUGUCCUGCGUAGUCUGUAAUUUCAAAAGCUUCAGCAUAUUUGCCAUGGAGGUGGACAUUUGGAACAAGAACUCGAAUGCAAAUCGUCCAAUACUUGUCCAGGACAGCAUGAACUGUCAGCAGGACGGCUUCAAGAACAUCUACAUGGGCGAGCUCUUCGACAUGUCUGAAGGAGAUCACAUAACUGUACGGGUUAAGAAUGGCACACAGCUGAUCAAAACAGCCUUUUUUGGGGCUCAUAUGAUAUCUUAGUUGGUAUUGCGCAAAUGGAUGUUGAUUAACCAUUCAACAGUCAGAGAAAUUCCAGGUUUUCUUUCUUUCUUUCUUUUUUUUUUUGCAUUUUGCACUUAAACUAAACUAAGUUUAUCAAGCGUUCAUGUGUUUAACAUUAACAAUAACUUUAACAAUAACUAUGUAUUUUAUUCUUACAAUAUUUAAAAUGUUCCAAAUGUAUUAAACUUAUCUAUGCUAUUAGAGAUAGCUAUUUAAAUUGCAUCUGGAAUGUUUGGUAUUGGAAUUUUGUAUUGAGAGCCACAUGGUUUAUGACGGAAAAGCUGGGGAGCCAUCUACAUGAUGGAUGGCUUUUAUGCUAACCAGGUCCUGUGAGUUUCUCCUUUUUUAACUAGUUGGUGUCUAGAUAAAUUAACAGACAGACCUCAAGCUAACUUGCUACUCUCAUUGCUGCACUAACUAGGGAGCGUCAAGAUGGAACAGUAGAUAGAUGUUAGACUAACUUAGCCAGAUUGUUGGUAGCCUAGAGUUACCGUUCUACUGAUAGCCCACUGCAACAUAUUGUACUGCCACACAGAUGCCAGCAAAUGCUAACAUUAAUGGUCUUUUAUGUUUCACAGAAAAUGGUGGGUAUUUUUAUUAUAAUUAAAUAUAUUUAUUAUAUAGUGUUUAUACUAACUUGGGUCUGGGUUAGAUUUUAGGUUAGAUUUUUUAAAUACAUAUUUUAUAUAUUUAGAAUGAACCUUUUUAUGAAUGCAGACAUUCAUUUUUGGAGACUGACUAAGAUGAGAUUAUUGUCAAUAAAGAUCAAGAUUUCAGUUA